This is a messenger RNA of Gossypium raimondii (Peruvian cotton), 1719 nucleotides long. RefSeq lists its product as uncharacterized. The transcript is spliced from 5 exons. Lineage: Eukaryota; Viridiplantae; Streptophyta; Magnoliopsida; Malvales; Malvaceae. The record is from RefSeq and is a predicted model, not a curated record. Gene Ontology annotation, molecular function: RNA-DNA hybrid ribonuclease activity; nucleic acid binding. The coding region runs from base 1 to 1719 and encodes 572 amino acids.
AUGGUGACUUUGUUUCAUGACAUGAUGCAUAAGAAAAUUGAAGUCUAUGUUGAUGAUAUGAUUGCAAAAUCUAGAACUGAAGAAGAACAUGUUCGAGUCUUGAGAAAAUUAUUUUUAAGAUUGAGAAAAUUUCAGUUCAAGCUCAACCCAACAAAAUGCACAUUUGGAGCCAGAUUAGGGAAGUUAUUAGGCUUCAUAGUCAGCAAGAAGGGGAUUGAGGUUGAUCCAGAUAAAGUUAAGGAAAUACGAGAUCUACCUCCUCCACACACUCAAAAGGAAGUCCAAGGUUUUCCAGGAAGACUGAAUUAUUUUGCUCGGUUCAUUUCACAACUGACUGAGAAAUGUGAUCUAGUAUUUCGUCGUUUGAAGAAACAUAAUCCAGGUGAAUGGGAUGAGGAAUUUCAGAGAGCUUUUGAUAAGAUAAAGCAAUACCUGGCUAAUACUCUAGUACUAUCACCGCCUAGUCCAGAUAGGCCAUUGAUACUGUAUCUAACGGUGUUUGACAGUUCCAUGGGAUGCGUAUUGGGCCAACACGAUGAGACGGCGAAGAAGGAAAGGGCAAUAUACUCUCUCAGCAAGAAAUUCACUGAUUGUGAAAUGAGAUGGAAAAUUCUACUAUCUGAAUUUGACAUAGUAUAUGUAAGUCAGAAGGCUAUAAAAGGAAGUGCAAUAGCUGAUUUUCUAGCCAGCAGAGCCUUGGAAGACUAUGAGUCUUUGAACUUCGAUUUUCCAAAUGAGGACUUAAUGUAUGUGGCAAACACUGCAGAAAACCCCCAAAUGGAUCACAUAUGGAAGUUAAAUUUUGAUGGAGCUUCAAACGUUAUGGAUAAUGGAAUUGGGACAGUCUUGAUAUCCCCAAGUGGAGAUCAUUAUCCUGUUGGUAGCAAAUUGGACUUUGAUUACACAAACAACAUGACAAAAUAUGAAGCAUGUAUUAUGGGUAUUCGUGCAGCUAUUGAACAUAAAAUCAAAGUACUAAAAGUAUAUGGGGAUUCCGCAUUGGUGAUAUACCAACUCAAAGAAGAAUGGAAAACUAGAGACCCUAAGUUGAUCAAUUAUAGAAAGUCGGUUCUUGAAUUGAUUGAUGAGUUUGACGAAAUCACUUUCUAUUACCUCCCACGAGAUGAAAACCAAAUGGCUAAUGCAUUGGCUACUCUAGCUUCGAUGAUUCAGGUGAACAGGUUAGAGAAUCAGGAGUACCCUAAUCAAGCGAUAGAGAAUGACAAGAGAAGAUUGAGAAGAAUAGUCAUUGAAUAUGUCUUAGAUGGGGAAAUGCUGUACAAAAGAGGGAAGGAUCAAGUGCUGUUAAGGUGUGUAGAUGCUGUGGAGGCUAGAAAGAUCCUGGAAGAAGUCCAUGAGGGCAUUUGCGGAACUCAUGCAAAUGACUACCGAACAGCUGUUAGGACCUCUACUGGGGCAACACCCUUUUCUCUAGUUUAUGGGAUGGAAGCCGUUUUACCCAUUAAAGUGGAAAUUCCUUCCCUUCGAGUAUUAGCUGAAUUAAAAUUGGAUGAAGCAGAAUGGGUUCAGUCUCGAUACGACCAGUUGAACUUAAUAGAAGGGAAAAUGUUAAAAGCCAUUCAACAUAGUCAUAUGUAUCAAAAACGGAUGAUGCGAGCCUAUAACAAAAAGGAAAGGAUUGAGAAAAGGCCAGAUUUCUUCACUUUUGAGUUACAGCUGGAGAAUGAGGGUACACCUUUCCGCAUCCCAGUGGAUUGA